GGCUUUCUGUCUCGACUCAACUCAAUCCAGCCACAGGAUUAUCAUAUACCCAGAGCCACAUUUACCAGGCUCUCAGCAUAACACCCAUCAGCAAUCAUGAGCCGAAGCUACUCAAGUACCCAGAGGGUUUCCUCUUACCGUCGUGCUUUUGGUGGAGGAUCUCCAUCUUUUACCAGGUCCUCCUAUGGGGCUAAAUCAGGUGCCUCCAGCUCGUUGUCCUCCAGAGUCUACCAAGUUUCCCAAUCUGCGGCAUCCCCAUCUUACUCCAGUUUCAAGGCAUCAAGGUUGACCCCAGCUAGAAGCAACUAUUCCGCAGACGUUCUGGACUUCAGCCUCGCCGAUGCCAUGAACCAAGAGUUUCUGCAGACCAGAACCAAUGAAAAAGUGGAGUUGCAGGAACUGAAUGACAGAUUUGUCAACUAUAUUGAGAAAGUGCGGUACCUGGAGCAGCAGAACCAGAUCCUGGUAAACGAAGUGAACCGGAUCAAGGGCAAGGAGCCAACAAGGGUCAGUGAGCUGUACGAGGAAGAAAUGAGAGAGCUGCGUCGCCAAGUAGACAUCCUGACAAAUCAGAGGGCGCGAGUCGAAGUGGAAAGGGACAAUUACAUUGAUGACCUUCAGAAACUCAAACAAAGAUUGCAGGAGGAGAUUCAGCUGAAAGAAGAGGCCGAGAAUAAUCUGUCCGCAUUCCGAGGGGAUGUUGAUGCUGCAACCUUGGCCCGCAUAGACUUAGAAAGACGCAUUGAAUCCCUGCAGGAGGAAAUUGCUUUCCUGAAGAAGAUUCACGAGGAGGAAAUUCGAGAUUUGCAAGCCCAAUUACAAGAACAACAUGUACAAGUGGAACUUGAUGUUUCCAAACCAGACUUGACAGCAGCUCUAAGAGACAUCCGUUCUCAAUACGAGAAUAUCGCUGCUAAGAACAUUUCAGAGGCUGAGGACUGGUACAAGUCCAAGGUUUCUGACCUCAACCAGGCUGCUCAAAAGAACAACGAUUCUCUACGCCAGGCCAAGCAGGAAAUGAUGGAGUACCGCCACCAAAUUCAGUCUUACACCUGUGAAAUUGAUGCACUCAAAGGAACUAAUGACUCACUGCUCCGUCAGAUGAGGGACCUGGAGGAGCGAUUCGGUGGGGAGGCUUCUGGGUACCAAGAAACUAUCUCCAGACUGGAGGAAGAAAUCCGUAACCUGAAGGAUGAUAUGGCAAGACACCUUCGGGAGUAUCAAGAUCUCCUAAAUGUCAAAAUGGCUCUGGACGUUGAGAUUGCCACAUACAGGAAGCUGCUGGAAGGCGAGGAGAGCAGGAUCACUCUACCUAUCCAGACAUAUUCUGCACUGAGCUUCAGAGAAACCAGCCCAGAGCAGAGGGCUUCUGAAGUCCACACUAAGAAGACAGUCAUGAUAAAAACUAUUGAGACGCGAGAUGGAGAGCUGAGCGACUGAUUAUUUUUACCACUGAGACCUUCGGUAAAGUCGUCAGCGAGGCCUCUCAACAGCAUCAGGAGGUGCUGUGAGAUAGGACGGAGAACACAUAACGACGGACGCACGACAAGAAACUUCCAUGACCACAAUACACAGCCUGAGCGCAAUCCUGCUGGACAAAUGCCAUCUCAUGCUGUACUUUCACCGCACCUCUCCUGCACCCCCCACUACUCCCGAGCUUCUCCUUAACCUAAGGACUCUCAAAACGAAAUCGAAUAUAGGAGCUGCCCGAAACGGAGAAACCUCAUGUUAUGUAGCAUCUUCUUUAAGGUGUCUCUUCGACACAAUUCAAACAGAAAUAAAAUCACAGACACCAUCAUAAAGAAUUGCAUUUCACAUUCAUUCAUUAGGCUAGAUAAAGUGACUUCAGAUUAGUAAAUAGCUCCUGCAGGGCUAUGUAGAUCCUUCUUACUGACAAACUGCAUCACGUCAUGUUAGUCUGUGUAUGAAUUUACCCUGUCACCUCGUCUUAAUCUGUCAUUAGAUAUUAAAGACAUCAGAACUGGCUAGAAUUGUAAGCAUUUCUCCUCUUCAAAAAAGAGAAGAAUUGCUUAUAUUUAUUAAUAACAGAUUGAUGACACUUUCAAAGUCCAUCUAUCUCCAGCAACUAUAGAGAGUAUCUUCCUGGACAUCUAAAUGUAUCUCUGAAACAACACACGCAGCUUUCAAAGUCAACACACGUAGCCAUGAACGUAACCCAAAUAUUUUAAAUCCAAGCACUGUGGCAGACAUUUGAGGUAGAAUUUGGGAUGUAGGUCUUCUACUUAUAACAUUAAAUAAUUAUAUCUUUCUGUGGUUGGAUUUUAAACCUGAUAAGCCCUGAUAUAGCGAAACACUGAAUGUAUGGAGACGUAGAGUACUGCUUGGAACAAAGUUAGAUCUGAAAGUUGUCCUGUGGACUAAAAAAGGGUGUGCAAUAAUUUGCAAAACCCUUUCAAAUGGAACAGGCAAAGAUAAAACGGAUUAAGGAACAAAUAAAAACCAAAAUACAAAUUGAGCAAAUCAGUGUGAUAGCGACAGUUUUAUAUGUUUUUCAAAUCAACAGACAUAUUGUAGACAAGAAGGAAAAAAAUAUACGAUGUUUUGGAAUGUUGCUCCAAGUAAGCAUUUAGUCGAUGCCAGACUUUAGAGAGAAAACGGCUUUGUGGAAAGGUCAACAUUCACUUUGAUAAUAUCACACUGAUUUAAUGGAGAGAUUUCACAAAUGUUCCUAGUUAUAUUUGGAACACCAAUAAUAGUUGUUAUAGCGUUAAAGCAUGUGAUUACUAGGUUGAGGCAGAUAUUAUAAGUAAAACGUAAAUUAAGGUUGACAUUCUAGUGACCAAUCAGAUUGGAUUGGCUCUAUAAAUGUGGAUUCCCAUAAUCCUUUGCUUGUCAAUGUUACUAACGCAGAGACUGGGGAGCAAAGCAGAGCAAAUUAAUAUGACGUGUUUCUCCUUAUAUCUUGGAGUUUGGCUCUGAAGAUAUCAGUGGACUACAUUUCCCAUAAUGCUUGGGUGAUCUGCCACUGUCUUAAAGAAAUAACAUAUACUUUUAUACAUUUUUUUUUCCCAAGUGAAACUGAGAUAUAAUGACAAAUAAAAACACACACAAAAACACAAAUAAUAAAAAAAAAAAAAAAAAAAAAGAUUUUUUAUCUAUUUUCCCACAGUCAUUAUGUUGCAUUGUGGCCAUUGCAUUUUAAUAAUGCAAGUUCAAGCACAUGUUAUUUUUAGACAUUAAUUGGAUUCAUUAAAUGUAGCAAUAAAGAGAAAGGAAUCUGAAAUUAAA
Messenger RNA from Pelobates fuscus (common spadefoot toad), 3249 nucleotides. RefSeq names its product desmin (gene DES). Gene Ontology annotation, cellular component: intermediate filament; cell-cell junction; sarcolemma. Gene Ontology annotation, biological process: skeletal muscle organ development; intermediate filament organization. Gene Ontology annotation, molecular function: structural constituent of cytoskeleton. The coding region runs from base 97 to 1440 and encodes 447 amino acids. The transcript has 10 exons. Lineage: Eukaryota; Metazoa; Chordata; Amphibia; Anura; Pelobatidae. The record is from RefSeq and is a predicted model, not a curated record.